Molecule: messenger RNA, 2501 nt
Organism: Vigna unguiculata (cowpea)
Lineage: Eukaryota; Viridiplantae; Streptophyta; Magnoliopsida; Fabales; Fabaceae
Product: transcription factor TCP15
Cellular component (GO): nucleus
Molecular function (GO): DNA-binding transcription factor activity; sequence-specific DNA binding
Source: RefSeq, a predicted model, not a curated record
CCUCCUCUCCCUUAUCCUCUAUCAUUCAUUCAUUCUCUUUCUCUCUCUCUCUCUCUCUCUCUUCUCUCUCUUUCCACACACAGAACAACUCAGCUCCAAGCUCCCAUCUGAAAGGAGUUCCAUGCUCCACAAAAAACACACAAACACAGAAAAGAGAGACCCACUAGCCCACUAAGCGAUACAAUUUGAGGGUCACCCACCCCCAAGCUACACACAUACAAAAAUAUAUAUAUAUAUAUUUUCAAAACAUAUAUAGUGGCAGUACUACUACUUCCACUAUAGCUGCUAGCUAGCUACCAGAUAGGAGAAAGAGUGUGUUUUUUUUUUUUUAAAUAAACCCCACCAAUUCAUUUAUUUUUUUUUUCUUUAAAAAAAGUGCUUAUAGAGAGCUUGGUUAUAUGAGAUAGCAAGAUCAUGGAAUUGGAGGCUGAUCAUCAAAAUGGGAUCCGAAGCAGACCCAAUUUCCCUCUGCAGCUGUUAGAGAAAAAGGACGUUGAUGACGUCACAGAACAACCUUGUUCCACCACUACCAGGGACAGCGUCGUAACUGCAACUACAAUUACUACUACUACUUCUGUAACUAAUAACAACCUCCACUUGGCGGAGCAGUCCAAGAAGCCGCCGCCAAAGAGGACUUCCACCAAGGACCGCCACACCAAGGUCGAUGGCCGAGGCCGCCGGAUCCGCAUGCCGGCGGCCUGUGCUGCCAGAGUCUUUCAGCUAACGCGUGAGCUGGGACACAAGUCUGACGGAGAGACCAUAGAGUGGCUCCUCCAGCAGGCCGAGCCUGCGGUCAUCGCUGCCACCGGCACCGGCACCAUUCCCGCCAACUUCACCUCCCUCAACAUCUCCCUCCGCAGCUCCGGCUCCACCAUGUCGGCGCCCUCCCACUACUUCCGCGGAAACUACUUCAACCCUAGCACGUUUUCGACCUCCACAGCCGCUGCUGCGGCUGCGGCGGCGCAGCUAAGGAACCGCGCGGAGUGGGACCGGAGCAUGAGCAUGGUGAUGGAGGAUUCUCGGAGGAGCAUGUUGGAGAACACCUCUUCCAUCUCCGCAAUUUUGAACUUCAACCCUAUGGGUAACAUCAAUGUAAUUCAGCAAGCGAAACAAGAGCUUCGAGAAGAAUCCGGUGGCGGCCUUGACUCGGUGGCUUCGGAUUCUGACGGUAGCUUAGGGAGAAAGAGAAGGCCGGAGCAAGAACUCUCACAAAUGGGAAGCUAUUUGAUACAAUCGAGCACAGGGUCGCUUCCGUCGAGCCACGCCUCCAAUACGGCGGCGUUUUGGAUGGUGGCGGGUCACGGUAACCAAUCCAUGAACGGUGGUGGCGGUGGCGGCAGCGGCAAUGGUAACGACAAUCCCAUAUGGGCAAUUCCCUCUGUUGGGAACAGUGGGGUGUAUAGAGGAGGUAUGUCUCCCCCAGGUGGCAUUCAUUUCAUGAAUUUUGCUUCUCCGAUGCCCCUUAUGCCCGGUGGUCAACUGGGCUCUGGUAUGGUUGGUGGCGGAGGUGGCGGUGGCGGUAACGGCGGUGCUCAACUUCUAAGUGAAAGUAACUUAGGCAUGCUUGCAGCCCUCAAUGCCUACAGACAGAUUCCGGCGAACGGCGUCUCGAGGUCUCCAGGAAGCGGCGGACAAGCUCACGGCGGAGAUGACGGACGGGACUCAACCAGUCAACAUUCCUGAGGGUCCAAUAAUCACGUGUAUGAUCUGAUGCUAGCUUCCUAAUUUUUCUUUUAAUCACUAUUAUUACUAGUGUUACUAUCUCUACUAGUAGUGCUACUGAUCAGUGGUUUCCAAAUUAUAUAUUAAAUACGUAACUACAUAUGUUAUGUUCAUUUGCAAAAACAUGCAAGAAGCGCGGGUUUGAUUGCUUUGGUAUAUUGAGUUGAGUAUGCGAUUUUGGACCUUUGGUGUGAUUUUGGUGAGGUUGAUCAUGUUAGGGUUGGAGAAGAAAUUAAUAUAUACUCGUAUAUUUAUACUUUGUGUAGUAGAUAUAGCUUAGUCUGUUAUUAAUGAUGGUUUUGUGUGGUUGGUGCAGCACUAAGAUUUGGGUGAUUAAUAAAUUAGUGUUGUUUAGAGGAAGGUGGGUAGGUUUAAGAAAGUAAUUAUUUAAGUAUCCAUUAUUGGUGUAAUGAGGUAGGAAUUUGAUGUUUUACUGCAAUGAGUUGAAGAUGGUGUGGUGUUGUGGUAAGUACUGGAAAGACUGUGACAUGCAUGAUGCAUCCCUUAUUGCUGCAGUUGUGAAUUAUGUAUGUGUACUGCACUAGAUAAAUAGGUAGCUAGGGACCAAUAUCUAUAUAAUAGAUGGUUUUGGAUGAGAGAGGCGAGUCCUGAAUCCUCAGCACUUUCUUCAGGCUUUUGAAGUAGAUACCUCUUAAACUCAGGUGGUGACCAGUGAGCCCCCAAGGUUGGCCAUUGCCUAAAAUUAACAUACAGCCACUGCUUCAUCACCAUCUUCAUUCUUUCUCUUUCCUCUAUAAAAUCGAUGCUACUUUCCAUCA